AUGUUUCAAAAAGAUCAAUUACUGAACCAACUUGCAAAUUGCACUCAUUCACAAUCAUUAUCCACGAAUAAUUUUCUUCUCUCGGACUACACCAUUUUAAACAAGGAAAACUCGAGUGGAUAUUUAGGGAAAAUACUAUAUUUGCAACACAAGACUCAACAUGAUUCAUCAUGUAUUUUGAAAAUGGUUCCUUCCGCUCCGAAGAGUGAUAUCACUGUUCAGAAUGAUGAUCAAGAGAGUAAUAAUCUAAUUCAAACCAUCAUGUUGAAUUCUGUUCAGAUCCACAAAAGAGAAUGUUUCUUUUAUUCGGAACUAUUACCCAUGAUUCAUCGAUUACAGUUAUUGAAUCAAGAUGAAAUUUUGUUUCCGAAAAUGUAUCAAUAUUAUAUUGAAGAAGAGAAUGGUAAAGCAUUUCCUAGAGGAGGAGGAUUUAUUGUCAUGGAAAAUUUACUUUGUGAGAAUGUUCAAACAGUGGCUCAUUGUGAUGAAUUGACAAUACGUGGAUUGUCCUCACAAGAAUUUAUCAGAACGUUGAAAAGUCUUUCAAAAUUUCAUGCCAUUUCUUUUCAUCCAGAGUUGAGAUAUAAAAUUGAUCAAGCUCAACAAUUGAUGGACCAACACGGCAAUCAACAAUUGUUAAAUAAUAAGUUAUAUGAAGAGAGUAUUGAAGGGGAAUUUUCGAAAAUAUUUACUGAAUAUGCUCUUAAUUUAUUGAGCACCAAAUUCAAAGAUCAGGAAUUUAUUUCGUAUGUGAAUCAAAGUAAGGUAUUUCGAUCAUUGGGAAAACCACUUGAAUUUUACCAAGAGUUGAUUGAAAAGUUAGACAGUUUAUGGAACGUCUACGACCUGGACAGCAAAAACUCACCUCUUUUGAGUGUAUUAUGUCAUGGAGACUUUUGGCUCAACAACGUUUUAUUUUUGCAACACCAACAACACUCUCCACAACAGUCGACACUUGCCUUCAUUGAUUUUCAAUGGGUCCAUAUUGGCCCUCUUUUCAGAGAUUUAUUCUACUUUAUUUACAGUUCCAGUGAACUUGACAUCUAUUUAUUAUUAAGCGAUGAAAGAAAAAAGCAAGAAUUUCUCUUGCAACAUUACUUUUCAAUUUUACAAGAAUGGUUUGAGAAAUACAAGGACAACAGUGAAUCUUUGGUGAAUGUCGACACGAUUCUGAAUUUUAUGGAACAAGCCAACACAUUGAAACGACUUGGAUUGAAACAAUUCAUUCUCUCUUUUGAAAUAUUUCUAGAUUCAGCACAACGAGUGAAUCAAACAGAAUAUUGGCUUAAUGCCAUUGAUCGACUUUUACUGGUCUUUCAUGAUUGUGCAUUGGUAUGA
This is a messenger RNA of Naegleria lovaniensis, 1338 nucleotides long. RefSeq lists its product as uncharacterized. Lineage: Eukaryota; Heterolobosea; Eutetramitea; Acrasida; Naegleriidae. The transcript has a single exon. The coding region runs from base 1 to 1338 and encodes 445 amino acids. The record is from RefSeq and is a predicted model, not a curated record.